Molecule: messenger RNA, 5054 nt
Organism: Saimiri boliviensis boliviensis (Bolivian squirrel monkey)
Lineage: Eukaryota; Metazoa; Chordata; Mammalia; Primates; Cebidae
Gene: USP13
Product: ubiquitin specific peptidase 13
Biological process (GO): protein deubiquitination
Molecular function (GO): protein binding; cysteine-type deubiquitinase activity; zinc ion binding
Source: RefSeq, a predicted model, not a curated record
CGCCGUCCCCGCCCCGCGCGCACUCGGCUCCCGCGGCUCGGUCCGCUCCGCUCCGGCCUGCAGCUGCGUCCUCUCGCCCGGGGCGGCCAUGCAGCGCCGGGGCGCCCUGCUGGGGAUGCCGGGCGGCAGGAAGAUGGCCGCGGGGGACCUGGGCGAGCUGCUGGUGCCCCACAUGCCCGCCAUCCGCGUGCCCAGGUCGGGGGACCGCGUCUACAAGAGCGAGUGCGCCUUCUCCUUCGACUCCCCCAAUUCUGAAGGUGGACUCUAUGUAUGCAUGAAUACAUUUUUGGCCUUUGGAAGGGAACACGUUGAAAGACAUUUUCGAAAAACGGGACAGAGCGUGUACAUGCACCUGAAAAGACACGUGCGAGAGAAGGUAAGAGGGGCGUCUGGUGGAGCUUUACCAAAAAGGAGGAAUUCCAAGAUUUUUCUAGAUCUAGAUACUGAUGACGAUUUAAAUAGCGACGAUUAUGAAUACGAAGAUGAAGCCAAACUUGUUAUAUUCCCAGAUCACUAUGAAAUAGCACUACCAAAUAUUGAGGAGUUGCCAGCCCUGGUAACCAUCGCUUGCGAUGCUGUUCUCAGCUCAAAAUCUCCGUACAGAAAGCAGGACCCAGACACAUGGGAAAAUGAACUGCCGGUGUCUAAGUACGCCAACAACCUCACGCAGCUGGACAACGGAGUCAGGAUUCCUCCAAGUGGUUGGAAGUGUGCCAGAUGCGACCUGCGAGAAAACCUGUGGCUAAAUCUGACUGACGGCUCUGUCCUGUGCGGGAAGUGGUUCUUUGACAGCUCUGGGGGCAAUGGGCACGCGCUGGAGCAUUACAGAGACAUGGGCUACCCGCUAGCCGUGAAACUGGGAACCAUCACUCCUGAUGGGGCAGACGUUUAUUCUUUUCAAGAAGAGGAGGCUGUUUUGGACCCUCAUCUGGCCAAGCACUUGGCGCAUUUUGGAAUCGACAUGCUCCACAUGCAUGGGACAGAGAAUGGGCUCCAGGACAAUGAGAUCAAGCCGAGGGUCAGUGAGUGGGAGGUGAUCCAGGAGUCGGGCAUGAAGCUGAAGCCCAUGUAUGGUCCGGGCUACACGGGGCUGAAGAACCUGGGCAACAGCUGCUACCUGAGCUCCGUGAUGCAGGCCGUCUUCAGCAUCCCGGAGUUCCAGAGAGCGUAUGUAGGAAACCUCCCCAGAAUAUUUGACUACUCGCCUUUGGAUCCAACGCAGGAUUUCAACACACAGAUGACUAAGUUAGGACAUGGCCUUCUCUCAGGCCAGUAUUCCAAGCCUCCGGUGAAAUCCGAACUCAUCGAGCAGGUGAUGAAGGAGGAGCACAAGCCACAGCACAAUGGGAUCUCUCCACGCAUGUUUAAGGCCUUUGUAAGCAAGAGCCACCCGGAAUUCUCCUCCAACAGACAGCAGGAUGCCCAGGAGUUCUUCUUGCACCUGGUGAAUCUCGUGGAGAGGAACCGCAUCGGCUCGGAAAACCCGAGUGACGUGUUCCGGUUUCUGGUGGAAGAACGCAUUCAGUGCUGCCAGACCCGGAAGGUCCGCUACACGGAGAGGGUGGAUUACCUGAUGCAGCUGCCGGUGGCCAUGGAGGCGGCGACCAACAAAGAUGAACUGAUCGCUUAUGAACUAACGAGAAGGGAAGCAGAAGUGAACAGAAGACCCCUCCCUGAGCUGGUGCGUGCCAAGAUACCGCUUAGUGCCUGCCUUCAGGCCUUCUCUGAACCAGAAAACGUUGACGAUUUCUGGAGCAGUGCCCUUCAAGCAAAGUCCGCGGGUGUGAAAACAUCUCGCUUCGCCUCAUUCCCUGAAUACUUGGUAGUGCAGAUAAAGAAGUUCACUUUUGGUCUUGACUGGGUUCCCAAAAAAUUUGAUGUUUCUAUUGAUAUGCCAGACCUGCUUGAUAUCAACCACCUCCGAGCCAGGGGGUUGCAGCCGGGAGAGGAGGAACUUCCAGACAUCAGCCCCCCCAUCGUCAUUCCCGAUGACUCCAAAGAUCGCCUGAUGAACCAACUGAUAGACCCAUCAGACAUUGAUGAGUCGUCUGUGAUGCAGCUGGCCGAGAUGGGUUUCCCCCUGGAAGCAUGUCGCAAGGCUGUGUACUUCACUGGAAAUAUGGGCGCCGAGGUGGCCUUCAACUGGAUCAUUGUUCACAUGGAAGAGCCAGAUUUUGCUGAACCGCUGACCAUGCCUGGUUACGGAGGGGCAGCUUCUGCCGGAGCCUCUGUUUUUGGUGCUGCUGGAUUGGAUAACCAGCCUCCAGAGGAAAUCGUAGCUAUCAUCACCUCCAUGGGAUUUCAGCGAAAUCAGGCUAUCCAGGCACUGCGAGCAACGAAUCACAGCCUGGAAAGAGCCCUGGACUGGAUCUUCAGCCACCCCGAGUUUGAAGAAGACGGUGACUUCGUGAUUGAGAUGGAGAAUAAUGGCAAUGCCAACAUCAUUUCUGAGGCCAAGCCUGAAGGACCUAGAGUCAAGGACGGACCUGGAACGUAUGAGUUGUUUGCGUUCAUCAGUCACAUGGGAACAUCCACGAUGAGUGGCCAUUACAUUUGCCAUAUCAAAAAGGAAGGAAGAUGGGUGAUUUACAAUGACCACAAAGUCUGUGCCUCAGAAAGGCCCCCUAAAGACCUGGGCUACAUGUACUUUUACCGCAGAAUACCAAGCUAAACCUCAAAUGUAAAAAUUGGCGAGAGGAAGCCAUACGCCUUUUUAAUUUGCCAAAAAAAAAAAAAAAAAAAAAAAGAAAGAAAAAAAGAAAAAGAAAAAAAAGAAACAGACGCGGAAGAAGAAGAAGUUGCUGAAACAGCCAGACAUGAAGGAGUACAUGCAGUAUUUAUAGUUUAUUUAAAGAGCACGAUCAGUUGAUGCCUUCUGAAAUAGAACUGGGAAGAAAUUUCUAUUAGUGAUGAUACACUAUUGUAUUGUAGAUAGUUUUUAUAAAUGUUCAAGGAGAGGAUAUUUAAGAACAUAAAAGUAUUCAUAUUGCUGGUGGAGAAUCUGCCAUCAGCACAUCAAAAAUGGGGAUGUGUCCCCAGCCCUCUAUUUUGCUUUGGGAGUCAGUGGUAGUGGCCUCCAGAGAAACCAAAUAAUGUGGCCAGUGGUCUGGCCUUACCUACAGCAAAUGAAAAGCCCACUUGUGUUUCAUAUAGAAAGUCAGCAAUUGGGCGGGGCUUUAUUUGUGACAUAAUUUUUUUCAUGACAUACAAUAAUUUCUGAUGUAUCCAUGUAGAUAUUAUGCUCUGUCCAUAAUAGAACCUCUGCAAUGAAAGAUGUUUUUAAUUUAAAUCAUAUCAAAAUUCAUAAUACAAUGGUGUGAAUGUGUGUGAGAGUGACCGAGUGUGAGACUUUUACUAGAAAAGUGAGUCCACUAGAAAAUCUGUGACAAGUUGCUUUUAAAAGGCUGAACAGUAAUUGGUAUUCAGCAUAUCUGAAAAAAGAGAGUAAGUAUUUUAACAAAACUACAACUCAGGAAGCUUCAAGGAGAUUAGUUCCCCACUUAGAUUUUUAAGGAGUAACAAGGGCUGAGUUAUGCCUUUAAGGCUGUCAAGAAUUUACUUGAGUUUGGGGCGUUUGCUGGUGUAACGCUAGAUGCCCACAGCAGCAUAAUAUUGUACUUUGUCAAAGGUAGAUAAAUUCUCUUUUCCUCAGCAGCCCUUUCCCCAAAAGGUAUGGCGUUUAUUUUUAGUUAAAAUAGCUCGUCUCUUUUUACCAUCUCACAUGAUAACUCUUUGGAGUCAUGCUGUGUGCCCUAAGUCUGUCAGUAGCUUUCCCAUCUCUGAGAUCUAUCUGCCUCCAUUUCCUUUUUUUCUGGGGCCAGAGUCUCAUCUCUGCCUUCUUUUGGUUUAUCACCUUCUGACUUGCCUUCGCUGCUUCUCUGAUGUGACCAACGGUGUGAUCUUGGAUGCUCUAAGGAUUUUAGAUGCAGAGAAACUUUAUAUGACGUUAUGAAAGACGAUCCUUUCCAUUUUGAUUAUUUCAGCAUUUUAGCUGUGACUUGGGAUUAGAUGCGUUUCCAAUGUGAUAAAAAGUAGAAUGAAAGCAUUCUGUAAUUUCUGUACUUUUCCUACUGCUCUGUACCAAAUUCCAGAAUGUCUAGAAUUGCUUUUUCAGAUUCUUCGGUCAAAUGAAAAAGGAUUUAUUGCUGUCUGUUUAUCAUGUAUUUGUGUGGUUGAAAGGAUCUUUUUAGAAACUAGGAAAAUAGAAACAGCCGGGUGAAAUAGAGCAGACACUGGGUGAGGAUGUAGUGAGCUGUGAACGGUCAGGAUUCUGGGCACAGUGGGGGCCUGUCUCACAGGUGGUCCUUUGGUGCCACGUGAGUGAGGGACAUGGUAUCUGAAGCUCCCAGCCUGGACGCCUGAGCCCUGCUCCUAGCUGGCUGUGGGCCUUGGGUGGGUCCCUCGUCCCUGCUGUGCCUCCCUGUUCUCAUCUGCACAAUGGCGUGAUGACACCUGCCCUCUCUUUCUAGCCAUGCUUUGAGGAUGCAGUGAGCUUGGUUACGGUGAGCCUUCACUGAGUAGAAUACGGUGUGCCACGGUUAAAGUGAGCCUUCACUGAGUAGAAUACGGUGUGCCACGGUUACGGUGAGCCUUCAAUGAAUAGAAUAUGGUGGUCCACGGUUACAGUGAGCCUUCACUGAGUAGAAUACGGUGUGCCAUGGUGGGUCCUGGUGGACUGCUCCCUGCCUCUUCUGCUCCAUGCUUUCCUCAAUGUGGGAACAGAUAAGACUGGCAGAAGGAGGGAGCUCCCGGUGCAGUACUUUUCUAUCAGACUGUGCCCACUGGUGUCACCUUGUCACAUUGACUUGGACUUCCUAAAGCAGCCCCACUCUGUUCUGAGAGUCACUGACUCCUGUGGAAAUCCCCACACGAAGCAGCCUUACAAAAUCCAGUCCCCUAGGGCACAGCGAGUGUCACAGAAAUGGCUUGUCGUCAACAACGUGAUAAAAGCAAAGACCUUUUUUUUGGAACUGGGAGUGACUGGGGGGUUUGGAUUGAAUUGUGGACAAAGAUAGCAUGUGUAUUUUGAACAAAAUAAAAAUUUUCUAACAAAA